Molecule: messenger RNA, 795 nt
Organism: Panicum virgatum (switchgrass)
Lineage: Eukaryota; Viridiplantae; Streptophyta; Magnoliopsida; Poales; Poaceae
Product: ricin B-like lectin R40C1
Exons: 2
Coding region: 123-650 (175 amino acids)
Source: RefSeq, a predicted model, not a curated record
CAUGAUCAGGGCUGAGGAGUACAUCACCAGGCCUGCAGGCAGCCAUUUGGUAAGGAAGAACCGCCACAUACAGCCUAAAGGCCCUCUGACUGAAUUGGAGUGCCGCUAGCCGAUCGACGACCAUGCAACGGGAGGAGCCUGCUUCUCCGAUUCCGAUGAGGAUAUUCUGCAAGGCGAACACGGGCUUGAACAUGGCCGUUCGAGGCGACGAGGUGCUUCUCGUAAAUGCCGACUCCAACGAUAAAUCACAGCACUGGUUUCAGGACUGCGACGCCGUCGGCAAGGUCACCGAUGAUACAGGGCGCAGGGCAUUCGCGCUGGUGAAUAGGACAACGGGACAAGCCAUGGUGAACGUCCGCGACGAAGACGUGCCCGUGAGGCUGCUUCCCUACAGCGGGCAUGUAGCCGUGCCGAUCUCGAUGCUGUGGUCGCAGGGUGUGCAGCUCGACGGCGGCUUUACUGAAGUAAGAACGCUCAAGGACAUCUCCCUGACCCUCAACGGCUUAAAUGGAUAUGUCAAGCAAGGAACGGUCAUAGGGAUAUAUAGUUCGGAGCCACAUUCCCCUCAUGCCAUCUGGAGGAUUGAUCCCAUUCACACACCAACCAACAUGUCUCAUGAUCGAUCUCUACUGGACGUACCCGAUGUGUAAGCAAAUCUGAUUUAUUUGGAUUUCUAAAUGUAUCCCGUGCCUAUUUGUACUACAUACCACUACAAACCUGAUGUUUACUUUUAACUUCAGCUGAGACUACUGUAGUGAGACAUAUUUAAUUUUAAGAGUUCAGGCACCUCGAUUA